CCCAGCCGCCGCGGUUUCCGCGUGUGGUCCCGCACCUGCUGCCCUUGCCCGGCCUGGGGCGCCCCUGCCAUGCCGCUGGCGCUGCUCUGGGCCCUGGGGCUUCUGGGCGCGGGCAGCCCUCGGCCCUCCCCGCCUCUCCCAAAUAUAGGUGGCACUGAGGAGCAGCAGACCAGACCAGAGAAGGCCCUGAGUGGGCCCUUGGAGCACCAGGCCCUUCAGGACAAGCCCCCUAUCAGCCUAGCAGAGGUGCUUCAGACAAGUCCACCUGAGUCCUUAAGGAUCAAAUUGGAGCUGGAUGGUGAGAGUCAUAUCCUGGAGCUGCUACAGAAUAGGGAUUUGGUCCCAGGCCGCCCAACCCUAGUGUGGUACCAGCCCAAUGGCACUCAGGUGGUCAGUGAGGGACACACUCUGGAAAGCUGCUGCUACCAGGGAGGAGUGUGGGGCCACGUGGGCUCCUGGGUCACCAUCUGCACUUGCUCUGGGCUUAGGGGGUUGGUGGUCCUGUCCCCAGAGAGAAGCUAUGCCCUGGAGCUGGGGCCUGGGGACCUUCAGGGUCCUCCCAUUAUCUACCGCAUCCAAGACCUCCUCCUGCCAGGCCACUCCUGUGCCCUAAGCCAGCGUGCACCUAUGCCCACUCAGGCUCCAUCAGACCUCCCCCUGGGACAGCAUCACAUUCGCCGGAAGCGGGAUGUGGUAACAGAGACCAAGAUCGUGGAGCUGGUGAUUGUGGCUGAUCAUUCAGAGGUCAGGAGGUACCCUAACUUCCAGCGCCUGCUGAACCGCACUCUAGAAGUGGCCCUCCUGCUGGACACAUUCUUCCGGCCCUUGAAUGUUCGGGUGGCAUUAGUGGGUGUAGAGGCCUGGACCCAGCACGACCUGGUGGAGAUAAGCUCGAACCCAGCCAUCACUCUAGAAAACUUCCUCCACUGGCGUCGGGCAGACUUGCUGCCUCGAUUGCCCCAUGACAGUGCCCAGCUGGUGACUGGUACUUCCUUCUUUGGGCCUAUGGUGGGCAUGACCAUUCAGAACUCCAUCUGUUUCCCUGACUUCUCAGGAGGUGUGAACAUGGACCACUCCACAAGCAUCCUGGGAGUUGCCUCAUCUAUAGCCCAUGAGUUGGGCCACAGCCUGGGCCUGGACCAUGAUUCACCUGGGAGUGGCUGCCCAUGUCCAGGUCCAGCCCCAGCCAAGAGCUGCAUCAUGGAGGCCUCCACAGACUUCCUGCCAGGCCUGAACUUCAGCAACUGCAGCCGACAGGCUCUGGAGAAAGCCCUCCUGGACGGGAUGGGCAGCUGCCUCUUUGAACGGCUGCCCAGCCUACGCCCUAUGUCCACUUUGUGUGGAAAUAUGUUUGUGGACCCUGGCGAGCAGUGUGACUGUGGCUUUCCUGAUGACUGCACUGAUCCCUGCUGUGAUUCCUUCACCUGCCAGCUGAGGCCAGGGGCACAGUGUGCAUCUGACGGACCCUGUUGUCAAAAUUGCCAGCUGCGCCCUGUUGGCUGGCAGUGCCGCCCUUCCAGAGGUGACUGUGACCUGCCUGAGUUCUGCUCAGGAGACAGCUCCCAAUGCCCCCCUGACAUAAGCCUAGGGGACGGUGAGCCCUGCGCUGAUGGACAGGCUGUAUGCGUGCAUGGACGCUGUGCCUCCUAUGCCCAGCAGUGCCAGUCACUCUGGGGACCUGGAGCCCAGCCUGCUGCACCACUUUGUAUCCACACAGCCAACACUCGGGGCAAUGUCUUUGGGAACUGCGGGCGCAGCCCCAACGGCAGCUACGUGCCCUGCGCCCCUACAGAUGCAAUCUGUGGGCAGCUGCAGUGCCGUAGUAGGAUGCAGCCUUUGCUGGGUUCAGCCCGAGAUCUGCUCUGGGAAAGCCUAGAAGCCAACGGGACACAGCUGAACUGUAGUUGGGUGCACCUGGAUCUAGGCAAUGAUGUGGUUCAGCCUCUCCUGGCUCUGCCUGGCACUGCCUGUGGCCCUGGCCUGGUGUGCAUCGACCAGAGAUGCCAGCCCAUGGAUCUCCUGGGAGCACAGGAAUGUCGAAGCAAAUGCCACGGUCAUGGGGUCUGUGACAGCAACAGGCACUGCCACUGUGAGGAGGGCUGGGCACCCCCUGACUGCAUCAACCAGCUCCAAGCAACCAGCUCCCUGACCACAGGCCUGCUCCUCAGCCUCCUGCUGUUGCUGGUUCUAGUGCUACUUGGUGCCAGCUACUGGCACCGUGCCCGCCUGCACCAGCGACUCUGCCAACUCAAGGGAUCCAGCUGCCAAUACAGGGCAGCCCAAUCUGGUCCCCCUGAACGGCCAGGACCCCCACAGAGGGCCCAGCUGAUGCCAAGCACUAAGCAGACUAGUGCUCUUGGCUUCCCGGCUCCCCCCUGCAGGCCGCUGCCACCUGACCCUGUGCCCAAGAGACUCCAGGCUGAGCUGGCUGACCGACCCAAUCCCCCCACCCGCCCUCUGCCCGCUGACCCAGUGGUGAGGCACCUGAAGUCUCAGGGGCCUGGGAAGCCCCCACCCCCAAGGAAGCCACUGCCUGCCGACCCCCAGGGCCGGUGCCCGCCAGGUGACCUGCCUGCCCCAGGAGCUGGAAACAUACCGCUGGUGGUACCCUCCAGGCCAGCACCCCCACCCCCAGUAUCAUCCUCGCUCUACCUCUGACCUCUCCUGAGGUUUUGAUGCCUCCAGCCAGGAUUUAGGACUUAAAGAAGCAGAAUCCCCGCUGGAGUCCCCCAAGAAGGAGUGGGAGCCAGAGCCUCAACCCUGCAGUGCCCAAUCAUAAGGAACCAGGCACCGUGAGGCGCUGUCAAGCAGCUUCCUUGGGAUCCGCCAGCAUAGCUGCAGCCAGCGUUGGGGAGAGGCUGGGCAGAGGGAGGUACACAGCCUGUCUCUGCUUGGCUGCAAAUAAACAUGAGAUC
This is a messenger RNA of Castor canadensis (American beaver), 2915 nucleotides long. RefSeq names its product ADAM metallopeptidase domain 15 (gene Adam15). Lineage: Eukaryota; Metazoa; Chordata; Mammalia; Rodentia; Castoridae. The record is from RefSeq and is a predicted model, not a curated record. Gene Ontology annotation, molecular function: metalloendopeptidase activity; integrin binding. Gene Ontology annotation, biological process: proteolysis; integrin-mediated signaling pathway; innate immune response.